CUUGGGCUGAGGCUGUUUUGCAAUUUCAAGGUUGUACGACUACGAUUUUAUUCUGCCCCAACUUCUGAGAGACGUGUUACAGUAGUGAUUGUCAGUGCUAGGGAAGUCCUGCGAGCUUAAUCUCAAGGUCUCACAGCCUGCAGGGUUAGGUUUUGUGAAGUGCGGGCUGAAAGCCCAAGGUUCAUGGCCCCACGUCGUGGAGGAGCCGCAGGAGCUGGGGUAGAAGCUUCUUCAACGAGCAGUUUGCGCGGUGGAUUGGCACCACCCCCCUUGAAGAGAAUACAGCCUUGGUUGGAGGAUGGUUCUGGCCAAUGUGACAUUGUGGCUGGCGGUGUUGAUGCCACUGGGGUAUUCAAAGGCAUAUACGUCAGUGGUGUCCAUUUAACUGCACUGCUGCGCACAUUCCAGCUUUCCAAGACCUUCCUUCCAGUAGAGAUGCCAACGCCAGUGCAAACUUUAGGACAAUCUCUUCAGGACGGCAUCCCUUUGGUGAUUAUCACCAGAGGUUGCUUUGGAAGGGAAAUGGAUAUCGGGUCUGGCCCGGCCCGCAACAACAUCCAGAAGGCCGUGUGGGAAGCUGCCAGGAACAUGAGAGCAGAUAUGCCUCAAGUGCUCGUGUCUUGCAUUGACAUCCCUGUUGAUGCUUCCCCAGAGGUUGUAAAUGCUUGCCUCCAGCCGCCUUUGAAUAAUUUCCGCGAGCUCAUGUAUCAUGAUGGCACCUGGUACACACCAGCAGUGUACAAUGCGUCAAAGCUCGCACAAUGGGUCUCAAACAAUCCGAGAGAGAUCAAGCCAAAAGAAGGACCGAGCUUCUCUCGCAAGAAAUUCGAAUGGAACAACAAAGCGUACGACAACAUGUUCAUGCUUGGAUGGAAGUCAGUCUUGGAAGUAAGACCACCUACUCUCACCAGGAGUGGUUGAGCAGAGUGAAGCUGGUUCAGGGUAUUGAGCAUUGGCUUCAAGGUUGCCGAAAGAAAGCAAUCAUUGCAGAGCCAGGAGAUGUAAGACAUGGAUACAAUUGCCCGGGCCUGUCUUCAGGCUAUACUAUACGAGAAUAGCAAAUUGUUUCUUUGACAAGUCAGGCGCUAGGCUGAGCAAACUCUCACCAACUCCUCUUCCGGCAGCUCACAGAGCAAACUUAUGCAGGG
Durusdinium trenchii is the source of this 1148-nucleotide messenger RNA. The record is from the annotation of a GenBank genome assembly. Lineage: Eukaryota; Dinophyceae; Suessiales; Symbiodiniaceae.